This is a messenger RNA of Exaiptasia diaphana, 699 nucleotides long. RefSeq names its product substance-K receptor-like. NCBI's taxonomy places the organism in Eukaryota, Metazoa, Cnidaria, Anthozoa, Actiniaria, Aiptasiidae. Gene Ontology annotation, cellular component: membrane. The record is from RefSeq and is a predicted model, not a curated record. Gene Ontology annotation, molecular function: peptide binding; G protein-coupled receptor activity. Gene Ontology annotation, biological process: G protein-coupled receptor signaling pathway. The coding region runs from base 1 to 699 and encodes 232 amino acids. The transcript has a single exon.
AUGUCUUUCAGUGUCUCUGCUUUUAGCUGUGUUGUCAUUGCCAUUGACCGGUAUUUUGCCGUAGCCUAUCCAUUCAAGAGACCGUUUCAGGGCAAGAUGAAAAAGGUCAUUGCAGUAAUUUGGAUUGUUGCAGUCGUAAUCUGUUCUCCAGACUUGUACUUUUCUACCACAAUUCAAUAUGGCAACUUAGUGUAUUGUGUUGUACUUGACAAGAACUGGUCAUCAUACCUAUCUUACUAUUAUACAUUGCAAGGUUUGAAAAGUAUUUUGCCUAUGGUGCUCAUCACAAUCACCUACACUUUCACCAUCUUCAAACUUUAUCAUCGUCAAGUACCCGGAUUGCAAACAUCAGAACGAAGAAGAAGAAAGCAGCAGAAUAAAAAAGUGUUAAAACAUGCUGUGACAAUUGUGGUUUUGCUUUAUCUUUGUCGCGGGUUUUGGUUCACUGUUUAUAUGUUGUCUUCUCAAGGAAAGUUGGACUAUCUCUCGUUCUCAUCGUAUUAUAAUUUGGUGUAUGCCUCAUAUUUCAUUUAUUUCGUCAGUCUCGUGUACAAUUUCUUCAUCUACCUCAUCUUCAAUGAUAUUUACCGUGAGAAUAUCAAAGCUCUGAUACCCAAGUGUUGCUGUCGACGUGAUGCUAGCAGGAGGCAGGAAAGACCAGGUGGAGGAGCAGUUAUAGAAAUGAACGAACUGAAUUAA